Molecule: messenger RNA, 752 nt
Organism: Magallana angulata
Lineage: Eukaryota; Metazoa; Mollusca; Bivalvia; Ostreida; Ostreidae
Product: purpurin-like
Exons: 7
Coding region: 106-702 (198 amino acids)
Molecular function (GO): pigment binding; retinoid binding; retinol transmembrane transporter activity
Source: RefSeq, a predicted model, not a curated record
AAGAAUAGACAGCUUUUCUCGAACGUAUCUUUAUUGAAACGAUCCUUGCAAAUUUGUGCACGGACAAAAAUCAGUGAGUGGACCUGUCAUACCUUAUACCCUACAAUGUUUCAGACGCCGCUAACAGUAGUAACUUUAAGCUGUUUGAUUCAAAGCCGUGUAGCAAACAACUGUCCCCUGCGCGUGGAUUCGACUCAAGUGGAAGCAAAUUUUACCUUAGAUAGGUAUUUAGGCCAGUGGUAUGAAAUUGAGUGGAUGUAUGACGGUUAUGUAGAUCCAGCUUUUUUAUACGAAGACUACACACACGUAUACAGGAGACAACAGGACGGUAAUAUAACCGACACAACACGUGGAAGAGAUCCAGUUCAUAACCACGGAUGUCUCCAGUUUUCUUCUACCAUCUACCUUACAGACACACCGGGAAAGAUGUUGUUUAACUAUUCAAAUCAAGGCGACAUAGUGAAUUACUGGGUAGUAGAGACAGACUAUACCAACUACUCAGUGGUGUAUGAUUGCAAACAACUGAACCCUGACGGCACGUGUAAGACGAAUUUGGCCUGGGUGUACAGUCGCCUUCCACAUCUGUCAAACGAUUUGAGGGCGAAAGUUAGUCACGUGAUAGAGUCUCUAUGUUUGAAUGAAGCCUUGUUUUAUACCACCAAACACAGAAAUGGUUGUUCUGCCGCGCCAGUUGUUGGUUGAUUUGAAAGUUGUUGUACAGGAAUUAUGUUUUAAAAUAAAUGAUAUUUCAU